Wickerhamiella sorbophila is the source of this 807-nucleotide messenger RNA. Its product is annotated as Transcription initiation factor IIE subunit beta. The transcript has a single exon. The coding region runs from base 1 to 807 and encodes 268 amino acids. Gene Ontology annotation, cellular component: transcription factor TFIIE complex. Gene Ontology annotation, biological process: transcription initiation at RNA polymerase II promoter. NCBI's taxonomy places the organism in Eukaryota, Fungi, Ascomycota, Dipodascomycetes, Dipodascales, Trichomonascaceae. The record is from RefSeq and is a predicted model, not a curated record.
AUGUCGUCGCUCAACGACCAGCUCAACUCGUUUCGGGCCAAGGUGCGCAACGCGCCUGUUCUGGGGAAGCGGAUCAUUCCGCAGGUACCACAGACCGAGACGAGCGGCGGGACAGGGCCGGACGGGGGCGACGCAGCCAAGCGCCGCAAAACCGCCGUCGUGUACUCGCAGCCGGCGUCCGCAGGCACCGGGCUGCACCGCUCGACCCAGCUUGUGCAUGCCAUUGAGUACCUGCGCAAGCACGAGCAGCCGAUUCUAUUUGCUGAUUUGGAAAACUACCUGUCGUCGCCCGUGCAGCCGCUGAUUCCCAUGCUGCAGCAACACCGCAAUGUGCGGGUGAACCUCAAGGACCAGACGGCGACGUAUGUGUCCAAAUUCGAUAUUUAUUCUGCCAAUGACCUGCUGCGUUUCCUCAAGACCCAGAAGUCGUACCAGGGGACCAGCGUCAAGGAUCUCAAGGACGGGUGGAGCCAGGCGAUUCCGACGAUAAAUCGGCUGGAGCAAGAAAAUAAGUUAUUGGUUUUGCGGAACAAAAAGGACAACACGCCGCGCCUGAUCUGGCCGAACGAGGCCGGCCCGCUUUCCACAAUUGACCAGGUCUUUGUUGAUCUGUGGCGUACUGCCAAGGUGCCCUCCAGCUCAGACCUGCCGGGCACCCUGGAGCGGGUGGGGCUGAAACCGUCGUCGGUGGAUCCCAGCAGCAUCAAGCAGAUCAAAAGGGCGCCCGAGAAGAAAACAAAGAAAAACCACAGAGGGAAAAUCACAAAUACCCAUCUUCGGGGCGUGCUCAAGGACUACUCAACCUGA